Messenger RNA from Hydractinia symbiolongicarpus, 1446 nucleotides. RefSeq names its product mediator of RNA polymerase II transcription subunit 6-like. The transcript has 8 exons. The record is from RefSeq and is a predicted model, not a curated record. Gene Ontology annotation, molecular function: transcription coactivator activity. Gene Ontology annotation, biological process: regulation of transcription by RNA polymerase II. NCBI's taxonomy places the organism in Eukaryota, Metazoa, Cnidaria, Hydrozoa, Anthoathecata, Hydractiniidae. Gene Ontology annotation, cellular component: mediator complex; core mediator complex. Bases 48 to 842 code for a protein of 264 amino acids.
AUUUAAAAUAUUGUCUUUUUUUAGCGUUUUUAGACCUAUGUAUAAUUAUGGCAGCAAAUUCCAGUGACAAUAAAUUUUCAAUAUCCUGGCACGACAGCGCUUGGAUACCAAUUUUAAAUGCAGACAAUGUGUUGGAUUAUUUUUGUCAACGAAGCAAUACAUUCUAUGAUAAAACAUGCAACAACGAACAUGUGAAAAUGCAACGGCUUGACCCUGGACAGUUACAAUACAUGACUGGUGUUGAAUAUGAACUCAUUCAUGCACAAGAUCCGAUUCUAUAUGUCAUCAAAAAGCAGAUGAGACAUUCACCAAAUCAAGUAACUCCUCUGGCAUUUUACUACGUCCUUGCUGGUGUUGUAUACCAAGCCCCAGAUGUUGGCUCUUUAAUAAAUUCGCGACUAUUAUCAACAGUUUGCAAACUCCAGUCUGCAUUUGCAGAAGCCCAGUCAUACUCGAGAUACAGCCCAUCAAAAGGAUAUUGGUGGCAGUUUAAAGAUGCACCAGCAGACGCUUUAAAAAAAGAAAAAAAGGCUAAUAAAGCUCUUGAAGCCAGUUCAGUGUUUCAACGUCAACGUGUGGAUCUACUUCUCGCUGGUUUUGCGCAAAAAUUCCCGCCAAAAACUGUCCAGCCAAGACAAGCGACUGGAGGUGAAGCAGAUGGAAUUACAAACGGAGAAAAUGGCGGCGCUGGUAAAAUGCAGGUAGACGAAACUUCACUGAAGAAUAGCAUGAAAGUCGAGUCGCCAGAGCAGGUACCAAUAGCUCAAAUGAUUGCGGCUUCAGCAGAAAGCAACGCUACAAAUAAACCAUUUGCACCCGUUGCGAAAAAGAAAAAGGAAUAGCGUUUGCUGAUGUUAAAAGCGUGGGAGGGUGUUCUCUAAUGCUUUGGCAGGUGUUUUCAAAUGCGCUGGAGGGUGUUCUGGAAUGCGUUAGAGAGUAUUCUUGAAUCCGUUAAAAAUUCUUCGCCAAUGUUGAAAGAUAUUUUAGAGAAGCUGUUGGAAUGUUUUCGUUUUCCAGAACAGUUUUGAAAUACCUGCUUAAUGGUGAAAGCAGGCUUGUGUGUUGGUUCAAUCUCUUCGAAUUGAACCCUUUUAAGAAUUUGAAUUGAAAUGAGACAACAACCUCAUAAGAAAACUUAUAACCUUCCUUAAGAAGAAAUCUGGUAUACAAAACACCAUGAAGAAAACGGUCGUGUUUAUGUUAAAUAGCUAUUGAUGUCUUAAAAUAAUUUAAUGUAUAUCUCUGCACCGCUGUAAUUAAUAUUUUAACAAUGAAGUUUUGACACUCAUUGGCUUAAAAUACGUGCCUACGUAUGUGGAGAGUGGAGUUGACUACGUGGUUGGAUUGCAAACGUUAAACGCAUUCAUUCUCUCAUAAAAUUAUUUAUACUAUGUAUGGUACUUGUGACCAGGUAAUUAUGUAAUAGUAAAGCCGUAAACACGAAAA